AUGUCUUCCUUCCAGCUUUUUUCGAGGACCUGUUGUUGUUUAUUUUUUGCUGCACCAACGGUGAAAAUGGCAAUGCGUCGCGCUGUUCUCCUUUGCAGUCCUCUUUCGCCACCGUUCUCCUCCUCCUCCUCAUCGUCGUCGUCAUCAUCGGCCGCUGCCUUCUUCAACGGUCGGUCGGCGACGGUGGAGGAACAGAAGCAGACGUCCGACGGAGGGAGGGAUGUGGAUUUGGCACUUCGGCUCCAGGAUCAGUUAGCAAAGAUCAGUGAAAAGGUCGCACAUGACAAUGACGUUAUUCGGCAGCAGGCAACAGCCUUCGCUAUGCUGCAGCGACAGCAGGUCGUGCUCGAAAGGCGUGUAGUUGCAGUGGAAGAAGAGACGGUGCAAAUGCAGCAAAAAAUUGCCGAGACGACGCGUGUGGCCUCCGAUGUUGUCUUGCAGCAUCGUAACGUGGAGGCUCUGGUGCGGCAGAUGGAGAAACUCGUGCUUAGUCACGCAUCCUCCCCGAAGAAUACGAAGUCCUCUAGCGGCAUUGCGUCCCAAGCAGAGGAGGCGAAGUCCAAUGCCUUGGGUGUCAGCACGAACCCCAAACUAAUGACAACCCCUUCAUACACGUCACCUUCUUUUCCCUCUUCCGCCUCUUCCAUGGGGAACUCCGCUGUUGCGGGGAUGGGAGCACAGAUCUCCGCCCUCAGCACCCGUCUGGAGGCGUUGCAGGCCCGCAUCGAACAGCUCACCUUGGAAAAUCUGGUCCUGAACAAUGUUCAGUUGCACGCCCAGAAAUUGCAGAAGGACCAACAACAACAGCAGAGCCUGGUGGAGGAGGCUGUGUCUCGGGUAGCAGCGGCAGCAGAAGAAGAAUGUGGAGGAGGGAGUGGCACUGGCAGUGGUACAGUCCCGACAGGACACUCCACGAAGUCUCUUGCGACGCUGCUGCGUAACACUGGAGCGUUUCCCUUUAAGGACAGCACCGGGGCUACGCGCGUCAGCAGCCAAAAAGUCCUUGUUCGCGGGGUGCCUGUAAACUUUGGGGCCUCCGAAGUUCGUGAUUUGUUUUCUUGCGUCGGAAGUGUCGUCUCGUGUGUGGUGCGGCGAAUGCCUGUUGCACCGGUAGCGACGAAAGCGAGGCCGCAUGUCUCCCGUUACCGCUCGCAGCAAAAGCAGCAGGAGGAGAAAGAAGCAUGUGAAGGGGAGACGACGGAUGGCCCCACGAGUGGCGGUUCCGCGGCCAAUUUCACGACUUCUACCGCGGAAGAAAACGAGAGAGUUUUUGAAGUGACGUACCAGAAGGUGGAGGAGGCGGUGCGGGCGAUUUUGCAGCUGGACGAGCACCAACUGCAUGGGAAGCACAUUCUAUCGGUAGAGCCGGUCGUCUCGGCUGACAUUGUCGCGGCAAUGCAGCACUUGGAGCGGGAGUUGAAUCGGCGGUGA
Messenger RNA from Trypanosoma cruzi, 1431 nucleotides. RefSeq lists its product as uncharacterized. The record is from RefSeq and is a predicted model, not a curated record. NCBI's taxonomy places the organism in Eukaryota, Euglenozoa, Kinetoplastea, Trypanosomatida, Trypanosomatidae. Gene Ontology annotation, molecular function: nucleic acid binding. Bases 1 to 1431 code for a protein of 476 amino acids. The transcript has a single exon.